AUGCCCGCCACAUCAACACUUAUGAGCCUUCCAAACGAGGUGCUCAUCCUCAUUGCGAAGUACCUUGUUGAGCCCUGGAACAAUACAGACGUACACACUUGGCGGGACGGUCCAAAAGCGCCGACACCUUGCACCGCAAAUCUCUGCCUCACCUCAAAACGGCUUCGAGAUAUCUCUCAGCCACUUCGCUUUUCACAGAUCACUGUGAAGAGCAAUCUGCAGAUGUUGCGUCUUUUGCGGAGUCUUCUGAGAGUGCCCUCUCAUUGUCAGAAAGUCCAGUCCCUCAGAGUCGGUUACGGCAGGUUCAAGCGUUUCCCAUUGCGCAAGGACUACGACGAGGUCCCAGCAACCUUCAAGGCUGGGGCAGACGCUACAAGCGAAAUCCCGGGCAAAAUUUCCCCGACCCUACAAAACGUUUUGAAGCGCAUCGAGGCUAUUACAGGUUUCGACUUUGUUCACCACAGCGAGUUGAUCAGCGAUCUCGACGAACCAACCUUUGAAGCACUUCAAGCCCUGAACUACUGUGACGGCCGUCAAACCACCUGUUUGUUAGCCGAUGAUCUUACAAGCUCAAAAUUUCUCCCAGAACUCGGAAGCCUGCAUUUUCAGAGCAGUGCGCCGUCCACGGGCCCUCAAUGCCAUGCUUUCCUGCCAACGCUGGCGCGACUUCGCAGCAUCAGGCACAUGGGUGCGAUUUUUGCAAGGCCUCUUUCCCAAGAAGCUUCCCAACUCACCUCCCUCGACAUGACGACUACUCCGACCAGGGCCGACGCUUUGUUGGAUGUUCUCGAAUCUUGCCAAGACUUGGAACGUCUAAGCAUCACUCUCGAGUCCGUGAGCUUCCGCGAUGAAAGUGAAGACGAAGUUCAGGCCUUCGUCGACAGGGAGGUGGACACUUGCCUGUGCCCGAAGCUCGUGAGCUUAAGAGUGGAACAAAAGGCCAAUUACACUGCGAGCUAG
Molecule: messenger RNA, 960 nt
Organism: Verticillium dahliae VdLs.17
Lineage: Eukaryota; Fungi; Ascomycota; Sordariomycetes; Glomerellales; Plectosphaerellaceae
Exons: 2
Coding region: 1-960 (319 amino acids)
Source: RefSeq, a predicted model, not a curated record